Oldenlandia corymbosa var. corymbosa is the source of this 2422-nucleotide messenger RNA. The record is from the annotation of a GenBank genome assembly. NCBI's taxonomy places the organism in Eukaryota, Viridiplantae, Streptophyta, Magnoliopsida, Gentianales, Rubiaceae.
AAGAGGUCAAACAAAAAAAAAACAAGAGCACAAAAAUUGAUGCAAACAAAGAGCAAAUCAAGAAAGUCUUUGAAUUUGAAUGAGCGUUUUUUCUCUUCUUUCUCGUAACUCAAACGGCAUGAAUUUGUAUUCUAACUGCAUGCCUUAAUUUUAUGAGGAAGAAUAAUUAGCCAAAAAAGAAAGAGAAUGAAUGUUCUUUCUCUUUUUGCAUCCGAAACGACAGCCUUUUCGCGGUUAGCUGAUGGAUGAUGAUAAAUCCCAUAUGCCCAAAUCAACCAACAACAACAAUUCUUGUUGUUCUACCAAUUCCACAACUCCUGAAAAUUCUGUCAAAUGUGAUAAGAAGAAGAAGUCAAUCAUUCCAAAGCUGUUCAGUUCCAAGAAAAAUGGCAGAGAAAGCUCAGAUGAAGAUUCAACUCAACCCGGUGGAAAUGAUCAUGGCGAGUCUCUUUCUUUCUUUCUUUUUUUUUUUUUUUCCCAAUCUCAUGUAAUUAUAAGAUUGUAUUAGAUACAUUAUAUAGCCUUGUCGACAAAAAUAUUAACCAUUCUGUAUUGUUCUUUCUUAGAAAUGAGAAUUAGGUAAUUUAACGAGUUUGAAAUCAUUUGGUUGACUGAACUAUGGUAAUAUCAUUGAAUCAUUAUUGAUAACAUUGUUAAUAUCUGGUUUGGUUGUUUGGAGACAGAUUUGGAAACCAAGAUGACAUCAAGAAUGAAAAUUUUCUUAGAGUCGUCACCCCAUGGUGUUAAUAAAAAUUUCCCAGAAAGGCAUAGCAGCGUCCGGAUUGAAGGCCUCAAUCUCUCCAAUUUUGAUCAAACAAUGGGACCUUCUACCAUAAUACAAGACAUUAGGGUUUUCGUGGCAACAUGGAAUGUUGGAGGAAAGAUGCCUGACAAUGGCCUUAAUCUACAAGAUUUUUUGCAAGUAGAGGGCUCUGCGGAUUUAUAUGUUUUAGGGUUUCAGGAGAUUGUUCCUUUGAGCGCUGGAAAUGUAUUAGUGAGUGAAGACAAUGAGCCAGCAGCAAGAUGGCUAGCUCUCAUAAGCCACGCAUUGAACAAAUCAUAUCACGAUUCGCUUUCGGACGGUUCGAAUUCAUCAAAGCACUCAAGUAAUCAUCAUCAUCAUCACUCGAAAGAGUUGUUGACCAAGGCCGCUUCUUUCAAUAAGCAAUCAUUGAAGGCGCUUUGCAAGAAGCUCAAAGUUGAUAGUAACCUCGUCAAGGUUUGCAACUGUCAUUCGGAUUCGAACCGGAGGCCGAGAAAGCUCAGUGAUCCUUGCGCUGCCCCUUUUAGCUGCGGGAAUAAUUCCAGCAUAGAUGAGUUUCUCCAAUUGGCUGAAAUCGAUUCUCCUAAAAUGAAUUAUAGGCUAGUAGCCAAAAAGCAAAUGGUGGGUAUUUUCUUAUCCAUUUGGGCAAGAAAAGAAUUGGUUCAACACAUUGGACACCUGCGGAUUACUUGCGUUGGAAGAGGAAUCAUGGGUUGUCUUGGCAAUAAGGGAUGCAUAUCAAUAAGCAUGACAUUGCACCAAACAAGCUUUUGCUUCGUAUGUAGUCACUUAGCUUCUGGGGAGAAAGAAGGAGACGAAGUAAGGAGAAAUGCGGAUGUAUCUGAGAUUCUAAAGAGCACACAAUUUCCCAGGAUUUGCAAGAACCACCCUUGUCGCUCCGUUCCCGAAAAGAUUCUUGAACACGACCGCAUCAUUUGGCUCGGGGAUUUGAAUUAUCGGGUGUCUUUAAGCUAUGAGGAAACGAGGCUGCUUCUGGAGGAUAAUGAUUGGGACUCCUUACUUGAGAGGGAUCAGCUAAACACGGAGAAAGAAGCAGGCAGGGUGUUUAGUGGCUUCAGUGAAGGAAGAAUCUUCUUUGCCCCAACUUACAAAUACUCCCACAACUCAGAUUCAUAUGCAGGAGAGACUGUGAAAUCGAGGAAAAAAAGGCGAACGCCUGCAUGGUGUGAUAGGAUAUUGUGGCGUGGAAAUGGAAUCGAACAAUUAUCUUAUAUCCGAGGGGAGUCGAGGUUCUCGGAUCAUAGACCCGUUUGUGCUGUUUUUGCUGUACAGGUUGAGAUGAAGAACAAGAACACUUCAAGAUUUAGGAAAGGUUAUUCAUGCACCGCCUCUAAAUAUGGCUUUGAAGACUGCAUAGUACCCCAAAGGCAUAGCUUUUAUGAUUAAUAUGCAAUGAUUUGUACAUUAUUUUCUAGGGGUAUCGGGCGAGAAGGCAUGAUUAGAGUAAAACCUUCUCUUUUUUUUCUUCCUUUUUUUUUCCAUCUUAGAAAUUAGUGAACACAUAAAAAUGAACACAUAGCUAUUAACUCUCUGUAGUAUUCGAUCAAUAGAAUUAUAUAUACAUACCAUGCAUAACUUGAUAGUGAAAUAUUUUAUACUUCUUUCGAGCGGAAGCAUUCAAUUAAUAUUGGAACUACA